Leptosia nina is the source of this 201-nucleotide messenger RNA. Lineage: Eukaryota; Metazoa; Arthropoda; Insecta; Lepidoptera; Pieridae. The record is from the annotation of a GenBank genome assembly.
AUGAAAGGCCGGGGUGCUCCGGGUCUGUCUGACACAAUUCCGGGCGCCGGCGCGGCGAGUCUGGAGACUGCAACCCGGGACAGACGACACGCGGCCGCCAAGAGGAGCACUCCCGCCGCUCUGACACGUUUGGUCCCGCGAACUUCUAUUUUCGAAAUUCAAAAUUCGAACGAAUUGUCUUUUUCGCUGUCUCCCUAUUAA